GCCAGCGAAACUCGGCGACCACGCAACACCGGUUCCGUUCUGCGCUGCACUCGCACUCACCAGUGUGUCUCCUCUUCCAAGCUCGACGCGAUCGUUGCAACCGAGCUAAGCUCCGCCGUAUCGGCCGAUCGAUCGUCCGAGGCUUCCUCGUGCGUUGUUCGCCCCUCUCCCCCUCCUACCUUCCUGGGAAGCUGCAACGAUCGCACGUUCGCCACCAUGUGGCGAAGGCUACCCGUGUGCUACUGCCUCGCGGCGAUCCUGCUGCUCCUGCGCUUCGCCGAGCUCGCUGAUGCCGCAGCUGGCCCCUCGAUUCUGACGUCCGACGCGCCCUUGCAGCAAUUCCAGACGCGCUCGCCGCUCGACCCUCGUCCGAGGCUGUCGACCUCCCAGCAGACCCAGAUUCUCAGCGACGUGCAGCAGCACCGCGAGUUCGGCUCCAACGCGGAGGCAGCGGCCGGCUCGGACGGCGGCGCGCUCUUCUCGCCGCUGGCCAAGUACAAGGUCGACCGCAAGAAACAGACCCAGCAGAUCCAGCAGCAGCUGCAGAGUCUGCAGAGCCUACAGAAUCGCAUCCAGCAGCAGCAGCAACAGAUCAACUCGCAGCUGGGCCAGGCCGCACUGCAGACUUCCGGACCCGUCUAUCAGCAGCAGUUCGACCUGAAGAGCCAGUACCCGACGCUCGGCGGCGCCUUUAACUACCAGACGCUGCCGCCCAUCCCGCUGCCCAACAUCCCCGGCGAACUGCCGCAGACGUUGUUCAACGAGCAGCAGAAUGCCCAGCUGCAGGAGUACUACGAGAAGCAGCGCCAGCUGGAGCUCCUCCAGCGCCAGCGCGAACAGCUGCUGCUCGAGCAGCAGGAGUUGCGUCGCCAGCAGGAGCUGCUGCGUCUGCAGCAGCAGCAACUGCGCACCACGCUGCUGCCGGCGGCGGUGCCGACCACGCUCGCCCCGCCGGUCACCACCACCUUCGGACCGCUGCUCCCCUCGCCCACCGCGCGCAGGAUCACGCCCUCGGAGAACGACAUCUUCCUGCGCGCGAUCGCCACCCAUCAAAAGAAGUUCGCCGCCGCCACCACCAGCAGCGGCAGCAGCGCCACUACCACUACCACCAGCACCACCAGUACCACCACCCCCAGCCCCAGGCCCAAGCAGCGCCAGGAGCGCGUGCAGGACGAGCAAUCGAUUCCUAAGGAUUUGCUUGCCCUCAUCCAGCAGCAGCAGCAGCAGCAACAGUCGCAGGCCCAGGGCAGGACCAAGCCCCAGGUGAAGCUGAUCUACCAGAGCGAGAAGCCCGGCGGCGUCAAACCUGACAAGGACCUGCUGCUGCGCCAGCUGAAGAUCGCGCUGGCCCAGUCGGGCGUCGACGACAAAGAGCGCAACGUCACCACCCGCGACAUCGUGCUGCCCAACGGCAAGAAGCUGCAGGUGAUCCACGCGCCCAACGGUCUGCCGGCCAAUGCACACACCACCACGCUCAAGCCGCCCAAGCUCAUACUGGACGAGUUGACUAAGGGAGUGGGCGAGUUCGAGGUGCUGCGCCAGAACAUCGACGGCAAGCUCGAGGAGGUGAAGAACCCCGUGCAGAACGCACCUACCAAGAAGGUCACCUUCGUGGUUCUCGAGGAGCAGCCCGACGGCAGCUACAAGGUGCAGGGCGUCAAGGGCAACGUGGACAAGGACGCGGGCACCGACGUCGACUCGAUAGUCGAGCGCAUCAAGAAGGGCGAGCUGAAGCUGCCGCCCAGCAGCAGGAGCCCGGCGGCGGCGACCGCCCCGCCCGCGUCGACGGACGCGCCGACCAGCAGCCCGCCAACUACCUUCAGGCCCACGCUGCCCACGACCAGGCGGCCCCAGCUGUCCGUCUCGCCCAACUCGGUCUCCGCGCGGGACAAGUACGUGACCUCGGCCUCGUCCAUCAGCGGCCACGUGCUCAACUCCAUCAGCACCACCGCCAAGCCCGCCGUCACCCUCAAGUAUCCGCUCUACACGUCGAGCUUCGACGCCAACGACGUGUUGUCGUCGGGCGCGCCGUCCGCCACCUUGGCGCCCGCCACCAGGUCGUCGCCGUCGUCGUCGGCGAGCUCUGGUGCCGCGGCCGUCCAGCCCAGCGCUCCUUCCGGCCGCGACGGCCUCUCGAACCUGCUGAGGAAGGAGGGCCUGUUCGCCAUGGCCAAGUACCUGCGCCAGUCGGGCUUGGACAGCGUGCUCAACGAGACCGGUCCCUACACGAUAUUCGUGCCCACGGACAAGGCCUUCCGCACGCUGCUCGUGCAACUGGGCGGCCCUGAGAAGGCGGAGCAGAAGUUCCGCGACAACCCUCGGCUGCUCAGCGGGCUGCUGCUGCACCACGUGGUCCCCGGGGCCUUCAAGAUCGACAGCCUGCAGGACGAGAUGACGGGGGUCAGCCUCGCGGGCACCCAGCUGCGCGUCAACGUCUACUCGAUGCACGACCACGAGUGGAACGACAUCAAGGUGACGACCAUCAACGGGGCGCGAGUGGCGCCCAACAAGCGCGACGUGGAGAUCCCGCAGGGCCUGGCGCACGCCAUUGACCGGGUGAUGUUCCCGCUGCCGGUGGGCGACCUGGUGCAGACGCUGCAGGCCGACCGCGAGCGGCGCUUCGCCACCUUCCUCAAGCUGCUGCACGUCUCCGGCCUGGAGGAGACGCUGUCGGGCAGCAAGACCUUCACGGUGUUCGCGCCGACGGACGCCGCCUUCGCCGAGGCCCGCGCUAAGAGCAGCGCCGCCGCGCCGCUCUGGCAGGAGUCGGACGGGCCCGAGGCCGCCAAGGAGAUCGUCCUCAGGCACGUGAUUCCCACGACCCUCUACACCGCCGGCAUGCGCUACUACCAUCAGAAGGAGACGCUCAGACAGAGCGCGCCCCUGCAGAUACAGAAGACCGGCGGAAGAAUUCGAGUGAACGACGGACAUAUCGUCACCUACAACGUGCCCGCAACGAAUGGUGUUUUACACGCCAUCGACACGGUUAUGUGAAGAACGAAUAGCUAAUUGAAUUCGUUGCUCGUGGAAACUCGACCGAGUUACAUUAUUUUUGUAAAGAAGAUAAUUACUAGAGAUUACUAUGAUAAUCUCUAGCAAUUUCGCGCGAGAGAUUUUUCAUGGCUGCAGUAUAGACUUUAGCAAACAAAAAAAAAAUCGAUAUAUCCGCGCGGAAAACUGACAAUUUUAUUAUUACGUAUAAGUAUAAUAAAAUAUAUAAGUAUUCUAUUAUUAAUUUAUAAAAUCGAAUUGGACAAAAGGAAAUGCCAUAAAAGUUGCGAUUCGUAGAAUGAGAUUAUCGAAGUCUACAAUUCUCGAUUUAAUUUGUAGGCUUAGCUAUUCGUUCUCUCUUUCUCUCUAUUAAUUUAUAUUAUACACGCAAUCAUACACACGUGAAGCAUGUAACAUGCGAGCACUUUUCACUGACAUUUACACGAUUUAGUUUUUAAC
Molecule: messenger RNA, 3450 nt
Organism: Phymastichus coffea
Lineage: Eukaryota; Metazoa; Arthropoda; Insecta; Hymenoptera; Eulophidae
Exons: 8
Coding region: 217-2994 (925 amino acids)
Biological process (GO): extracellular matrix organization; cell adhesion
Cellular component (GO): extracellular matrix
Molecular function (GO): cell adhesion molecule binding
Source: RefSeq, a predicted model, not a curated record